UGAUGUAAUGCCCAACAAUGUUGAAGGUGAAAAUAGCGAGACGAACGCAGAGAAAGACGUCGACUGGCGGACUUGUGAACAAAGCAGAGCUGGAUUUCCGACUUUUUAAAAAUCUAAAUAAGGAUUGAUUGAAACAAAUUAACGUUUUCAGCGACGAUCUUGGGAUAUUGCUGUUUGCUUGGAUGAACGACAUAACACUGGAAACUAUUUUCACUUUCAACGUUGAUUAAGGUUCUUUAGAGCUUCUUUUAAGAUGAGGAAAUAUGUCUUUCCGUUUCACCCCACAAGAUAAAAAUGUGUGCCUUUAAUUGAGUAUAAAAAAAACGACGUUGUCCUUGAGCAGUAAUGGCCACUUUUUUUUCCUUCUCCUUAUCCUUGCAUGCCAUCAGAACUGUCCAUCCCACAAUGCAGUUGGAGGAGAGAGGGCAAGCUGGCUCAACGUCUACUGACCCUGGUGUGUCUGGUCCCAAACCACCAACAACUGCUGCAGCAGCUACUAGGAGUGCAAGUAUAACCCCUCCUACUGCAACUCAAAGCAAAAUAAGUCAGUUUAUACCAAAGCAGAUGACCCCAGCCAAACACCACAGUAUUGAUGAAGAGUUGGCUAAAAUGAUUGCCACUGAUUUCCAGCCCUUUUCCAUUGUGGAGGACAAAGGUUUUAAAAGUUUUGUCAAAGCCUUAAAUCCCACGUGCACUCUACCCAGUAGAAAAACACUGUCCCUAACAAUGAUCCCAAAACUAGUGGGCGGCACGGUGGUGUAGUGGUUAGCAUGGUCGCCUCACAGCAAGAAGGUUCUGGGUUCGAACCCAGCAGCCGGCGAGGGCCUUUCUGUGUGGAGUUUGCAUGUUCUUCCCAUGUCUGCGUGGGUUUCCUCCGGGUGCUCCGGUUGACAUGCAGUUAGGUUGACUUGAGCAAGGUACCUGACCCCUAACUGCUCCCCGGGCGCUCUGGUGUGGCUGCCCACUGCUCUGGGUGUGUGCGCGCAUGUUCACUGCUUCAGAUGGGUUAAAUGCAGAGGAUGAAUUUCACUGUGCUUGAAGUGUGCAUGUGAUGAAUAAAGGUUUCUUCUUCUAUAUGACAUUAUGGCAAGACAGGGUGAAAAAAGCUCCAACUUUCCUAGUACGCUUAUGCACCCCCAGUGGUAGAUAGCUUGGGAAUUAAGCUAAGAGAGAUGCAGAGCAUGUGGGAAGGAGAAUGUUGAGGAUAGAGCUGCCAGGCAAACAAAAAUGAGGGAGGCCAAAGAGGAGAUACAUGGAUGUGGUGAGAGAGGCAGGUGUGGUAGAGAAGGAUGCGGAAGACAGGGAGCAAUGGAGACGAAAAAUCCGCUGUGGCGACCCCUAAUCGGGAGCAGCCAAAAGAAAAAAAGAAGUUUCUGACUGCUAGACCUCUAGAACCACCUACUCUUUCAUGUCCGUCACUCGCCACUUUAUUGAAAAUUACAAAUUGACAUCUUGCCUGCUGGACUGCUUUGAGUUCACUGACGGAUGCACUGCAGAAAACUUGGUAGAGGAGCUAUUAAGAGUGGUAAAUGAGUGGCAAGUACAGGACAAAGUGGUGUGGUGUGCUGUGUGAGUGAUAAUGCUGCAAACAUCACCAAAACCAUAAAAUAAUUUGAAGCGGGCCCACCACCCAUGUCUGGCGCAUACAUUAAACCUGAUGAUAAGAGAUUCCCUGAAGGUGGUGAAAACAACCGUGGACAAGGUAAAGGCUAUUGUGGAGUUUUUCCACAGAAGCACAGUAGCUGCAGAGAGGCUGAAGUCCACACAGCACCAGAUGGAGUUGCCCGAACUGAGGCCCAAACAAGAGUGUGCUACCAGGUGGAACUCAACAUUUUGUAUGUUGAAACGCAUUCUUGAAACAAAAGAUGCCAUCAUCUCCACCCUGGCCCUCAUCAAUGCACCUGGUGAUGCGUUAAGUCAAGAGGAAUGGGAGCUGGUGAAAGAGGUCUGCACCAUCCUGCAACCAUUUGAGGAGGUGACUGUGGAGAUAAGUGCAGACAGCAAUGUCACAGCCUCCAAAAUGCUCCUGCUUUGCAAAGGUCUUCAGCAGGUGACAGGCCAACACCAACUGACAGUAACCGUGCAGAAAGUAAAGGAAUUGGUUGCGGCUCUUUGUUCAGCCGUGGACCGAAAAUUUCUGCAUAUGGAGUUCAACACUGUCCUCUCAGAAACCACAUUACUGGAUCCUAGGUUUAAAAAGCUUGCAUUCAGUGACAACAGAGCUGUUGACGAGGCACUUCAGAGAAUAACUGCCGCAGCAGCAAAAUGCACCCCCAGCAGCCAGCCAGCUCCACCAUUAGAGGGCCAAGUGGAGGAGGAGCCACAAACUUCUGCUGUGUGGAGGCUCUUUGAUGAAAGAGCUAAAGGAGAAAUACUACAGUUGAUGUUGUUAUGGAGAUGCGAUGUUAUCUUGAGGAGCCCCUCAUCCAACGAGCAGAAGACCCACUGAGCUGGUGGCAGGCCAAGGCCUCAGUCUUCCCACACCUGGUGAAGGUGAUGAGGGGAGACUGUGUAUUGUGGCAACAUCUGUUCCUUCGGAGAGAGUCUUCUCAUAAACAGGGCAGCAUCAGCCCAUCCAAAGCUGUGCUCACAUAUAUACCGGUACGAUCGUGGUAUAACUGUAUCGAUACAAAGUAUACCGGUACAGUUUAGUGCAUCUGUCCACACUAGCGAGAAAUGUUUUCGGUUUUCUUUCAUGGUAGUUGAAAUGCGCGUGUGCGAAAUGUUUCUGUGGUUACCGAGUAACUUCCUUCCGAGAAUAUGGCGGAUGAAACAACGUGUGUGCGCUUUUUGUUGUCAAUGUACAGUCUGUAUUUCUGGUGGUCAUUUAUUCAGUCGAAUCGUAUAAAAUGCGCGAGGCAGUUGAGAAAGAAACAAAGAAAACGAAUCUCCGUUCUUCACUGUUUUAUUCAGCGAAGAAGUAGGAAUGGUUCAUUGCGCAUGCGCAUUAUAUUUGUAUCGAUACAGAACCGCUUCAUCUGUCCACACUACAGCAAAGCGCUACAGUACCGAUACUGUACCGGUACGAAACCCAUACAUUUGUGGGUUUUGUCCCGAUACAGUUAUACCGCUACAGUACCGGUAUAGUUGCUAGUGUGGACAGGUGUUGCGGUACAAAAUCCCUAGUGUGGACAGGGUACAAGCGGAGGCAUUUGAUUUUUUUGAAUGCCAACCUGCACUGAGGACAUACUGUUUGGUUCUGUUCUGUGGAUUUGUUUUUGUGUUAAAAGUUUAAUUAAAAUAUCAAACAAAAGGAAGAAUGCCUGCUUUUGUAACAGAACAAAUACACAAAAUUAGGUAAUUAUAAGGCUUCUCAUAAAAACACUAAAUGCAAAAGGGUUUAUCAACACACAAAGCAUUCAUAUUUGCCAAGUUAGGCUAAAAUAUGAGGCUACAGAUGAUGAUAAAUUGGGAGCCGAAAGAGUCGACUCUUCUUUGGGAUUCGGUUCUCUGAAAGGAGCCGAACUUCCCAUCACUGUUGCAGGGACAACACGGUCGGCUUUGCUGUGACGUCACAAAUACCCUAUGUGGGCAGGGUCAGAGCUGCAAGGGGAAAGAGGCGCGCCCGGAGAGUCGACGCGGAACUGCGCAUGCGCGAUGCAGAUAGGGCUGUAUUUGUAUUUUCCGAAAAGUGAACUAGGAAAUCUUACAUAUUGCGUUUUCUCCAUAGAUUUGUUUAUUUCUUUGUACAGUUGAAAGUAAAAUGACGCUCCGCGUAACGCAUUGUGUGCUUCUUUCCGCUCCGGUUGCGAUGUGAACGACUUCUCGGCUGUCCAAUCAGCGAGCAGCUUGUGAAACGUUCAGCCAAUCCCAGCGCGAGAGAGGUGUGGGUGGGGAAGGAGAAGAGCGCAGAGACAAUGAAGGACGCCAUUAAGUGCUGUGCCGUGUGCGCGUUCCUCCUGUCCCCCUCAAAGCGCCCGAGGUUUUGUUAAAGACGAGCUGUGUUUUAAAGUGAGUCGCUUUCGUUUUAGCGCAUAAACCGUUUUCAUAUCAUGGAUUUUUAAAUCUGUGGCAGUUGAGCGCUGUGGGCGUGGCCAGCUUCAGCCCAGAAAAUGGCGGCCUGUGAGUUUGAGCGGCGAAUGACUCCGCCGAGCUGGUUUACAGUCUGAUUUUAAACGCUGUGUUUUUUAUAACUCGCUUAUUUCUGGCUGGAAAGGAAGCCAACUCUCGAGCCGCAUCCGUGUACCGGAAGUAGUGUGACGUCGCGGCGUGUUUGCGCUCCAACCGUUUUAUCUGUCUUGAGUGAGCGCGUGCAGAACGAUUCUGUAAUCUAGAACAUUCACCCGGAAGUACAACCAACCAAUCAGAACACAGAACCGGGUUCUUUGCUUUCUGGGCCAGAGAUGUAAAGCAAAGUCGCUCAAAACUUUUUUUUUUUUUCAAUUUAUUUGUAUAGACAUUUUAAACUAUUUUAAAUAUUAAGCAUGUGUACAGAAGUGUUUUUAUUGUAUUUAAGUUUUCCAGUGUGUUGAACUAUAGAUUUGAAUCCUAUUACAUCAUGUUUUAAAAUUAGUUUGUUACAGUAGAUUCAGAUCGAAUUUAUUUACAUUUUAAGCAUGAGGUUAAAUUUUUAAAAGCUUCCUGUUUAAGAAGAAAAAAAACCUAAUGUUACUGGGUUUAUUUUAACCCUGUUUAAUUAAAGUGAUCAGUCUGGGGUGACUGGGUGGGCAUGGGGGAGCCUUAGUCUCUGGGAUGAGCGUGGGGCGUCUCUGAGUCUGGGAUAAUAAUUAGUCACUGUUUUUUUGUUGCUGAGUAAAAAUACUGUAUCUAUUUGCUGAUGUAAAAACCUUUCCAGUUUGUAUAGGGUUGAGGUGUGACCUCAGUGCAAGAUUUGGGUAAAAGUCAGAAGGAAAUGUUCAGUGGGAGGGAAUUUCCUGUUUUGGUUUUAAAUCAGAGUUUUGAAACUUGCUGCUCUGUCAUUUACAUCCCUCUUCUCACAACGAUAUUAUCACUCGUUCAACCACCAACAAAACAAUUCAAACGCAAAGCAGAUCCACUGUGUGUUUUGGGUUUUUUUUAAGAGCAAGGAGUAUUUCAUUUCCUCUGCUUUAUUUCCUGUUUUAGUAUAUGUUUAAUAUCAAAGUGUCAUUUGUGUUUUUAAUGCUUUUUCAGAACUCGCAGGUUCUCUCUAAAAGGAACAAAAUUGAGUUUUUAUACGGCAAACACCUUCACUUGUCUCGUUUGAGUCACAAGUAACAGACGACCGUUUAACCUUCGACUGUACAUUUGGUGAUUAAACAUGUACCUGCAUCUUUCUUUAAUUGUUGAGACGCACAUUUCCUGGAUAAUUCUUGAUAGUUUGUAAUUAUUUUACCUGUUCUGAUAGUUUCAGUUCUUAAUUAUUGAUUAUUCUGUUUAUGUGCUGUGAGGUGUUUUGGUUUUUAGAUGUUGAUUAGCAGAUGGGCUUCAGUGAUUGGGUGAAGAGGCCUGAAGUCAUGUUUCCUUUCUCAUGAAAUCAUUACACAAGAAAAUUAAAAUGAGACUAGAGAAUCCAGCUAUACAGCUUGAGCAUUUUUUUAGCUGCACUUUUGUGUAAAAACAUUUAAUGUAGCUUCUGGUUAAAAUACUUUCACUGUAGUUUAGUCUUUCCUUAUAAUUCUGUCCAUCUGUAACCUUUGUUAAAAUUAUUAAUGAUUUUGUUGAACAGGAUUUGGGAUUGAUUUCAGAGUUUAACUGAAUGAUGUUGAAGACAAUGUGCCCAUGAGUCGUCUUCAUCUUCUUGUUUCUUCUGUAUAUGGUUAAUAAUACUGAUUUGUAGUUUGUGUAAAUAAAAAUAUGAAACUCA
Neoarius graeffei (lesser salmon catfish) is the source of this 5785-nucleotide messenger RNA. Its product is annotated as zinc finger BED domain-containing protein 4-like. The transcript is spliced from 2 exons. The record is from RefSeq and is a predicted model, not a curated record. Bases 1658 to 2449 code for a protein of 263 amino acids. NCBI's taxonomy places the organism in Eukaryota, Metazoa, Chordata, Actinopteri, Siluriformes, Ariidae.